Panicum virgatum (switchgrass) is the source of this 4092-nucleotide messenger RNA. Its product is annotated as ubiquitin carboxyl-terminal hydrolase 26-like. Gene Ontology annotation, molecular function: cysteine-type endopeptidase activity; protein binding; cysteine-type deubiquitinase activity. Gene Ontology annotation, cellular component: nucleus; cytosol. The record is from RefSeq and is a predicted model, not a curated record. Gene Ontology annotation, biological process: protein deubiquitination. Lineage: Eukaryota; Viridiplantae; Streptophyta; Magnoliopsida; Poales; Poaceae. The transcript has 14 exons. The coding region runs from base 193 to 3543 and encodes 1116 amino acids.
AAAAAAAGUUAAGUUCCCUGGCCCUUCCUCUUCUCCUCUUUCUCUACCCCUUUCUCUCUCCCCUCGCUCCCUCGCUCGGCCGCCUUCUUCGCAAGCGGCGAGCCGGCGACGACAGGUGACUGGCGCCGCCCUUGCCAGCUCUUCGUCGGGCGUUUCGCCGGCCGACAAGCCUCCGGUCCCGUUGCUGCGACAAUGAGCAGGCACAACACUCGCAACAAGAACAAGAGGCCACGGUCCGAUGAAUCCAAUAGCCCGUCCGCGGCUGUUUUCAAGAAGAUACAUGCCAAUGGCAAUAUCUCGAAGAGCGAUAUCCGACAGCUUUACAUGGUGUGGAAACCGGUUUGCCAAGGCUGCCAUGGGAACACCAAGGACUCCCCAAAUUGUUUCUGUGGAUUAAUUCCCACCACCAACGGGGUUAGGAAAACUGGCCUCUGGCAGAAAAUGCAGGAGAUUGUUCGUGGCCUCGGUCCUAAUCCAUCGAGGGACCUACGUGAUUCCACUGCGACGCCUGCUGGAUUGACUAACCUGGGCGCAACCUGUUAUGCAAAUAGCAUACUUCAGUGCCUUUACAUGAACAGUUCCUUCCGCUCGGGCAUUUUCUCUUUGGAGCUGGAUGUUCUGGAGAAGUAUCCUGUUCUGGAUCAGCUGGCUAGGUUGUUUGCGCAGCUGCACUCUAGCAAAAUGGCUUUCAUCGAUUCAGCACCUUUUAUUAAGGCAUUGGAAUUAGACAAUGGUGUCCAGCAGGACAGCCAUGAAUUUCUCACCUUGUUUCUGUCUCUGCUCGAGCAAUCAUUAAGUCACUCCAAGGUUCCUGAAGCUAGAACAAUUGUGCAACAUCUGUUUUGUGGCAGUGUAUCACACGUAACAAGGUGUUCAUCAUGUGGAAAGGAUUCUGCAGCAUCUUCAAAAAUGGAGGACUUCUACGAACUGGAGCUGAAUAUUAAAGGUUUAAAUAACUUGGAAGAAAGUCUGAAUGACUACUUUAGUGAGGAAGCACUGGAUGGGGAGAACCAAUACUUUUGUGAAUCAUGCCAGAAAAGGGUAGAUGCCACUCGCUGCAUAAAUCUUCAAUCACUUCCUCCAGUUGUCAAUUUCCAGCUGAAGCGCUAUGUAUUCCUCCCAAAGGUAAUAUACCUUUACCCAAACCUCAUCCAUAGUUGUGUUGUAACAUGUUCCUUUCACAUUUCUUUAGUCCUGUGCAUUCUUAUUCUUUACUUUCACAAAGAAUUUUUAUCGAACUUUUCUCAUUGCCAGACAACUACAAAGAAAAAGAUUUCUUCAACAUUCAGUUUCCCAGGACAGCUUGAUUUGGGAAAACGGUUGUCAAACCCCUCAUCUAGUUGUACUUAUGACCUGGCUGCUAUUUUAAUUCACAAGGGUACUGGUGCUAAUAGUGGACACUAUGUUGCACAUAUAAAGGAUGAAAGCAAUGGGCAGUGGUGGGAGUUUGAUGAUGAGACCGUAUCCAAACUUGGUCUGCAUCCUUUUGGUGAGAAACAAGGAAAGGCAUCAAAUAAAGAUGAUGAGAAAUCCCAAGGUGUUUCCGCAGCAGAUUCUAUGACAAAUAACAAUAGUAAUGGUCACCAGGAGGCAGCACCCACUUCUACCACGACAGAGAUGUUUUCAUCUACGGAUGCCUAUAUGUUGAUCUACAAAUGUACUAGUAAGGAUGUCAAUGGCACUGAAAGCAAUAAAAAUAUGGAAAUCAAUGAGUCACUUCCGCGCCAUCUUCUGGAUCAAAUUAGUGAACUAAAUGCAUCAUAUAUGAAAUCGUGUGAGGAAUACCAAAGCAAGAAGGACAGCCAUCUGGCAUAUGUAACAGAGAGGCGUCAAGAAGUAAAAUCCAUUCUAACAGAAGCACCUGCAGAUCCAGAGGUUGAUUCGUAUUUUUGGAUCUCAACAGACUGGCUUCGCCAAUGGGCAGAUAACAUUACUCCCUCCUCCAUUGACAAUGGUCCAAUUCAAUGCGAACAUGGAAAGGUUCCAGCAUCUAAAGUCACAUCAAUGAAGCGACUAUCAUCUACAGCUUGGCAGAAACUAUUUUCGAAAUAUGGAGGGGGACCGACGUUGAGCAGUGAUGACUGUUGCAUGGAGUGUCUUAAAGAUGGGGCAAAAAAUGCAGUAUCUGCUGAUGUCUACCGUGAACGUAAAGCGUCUUUAAAAAAUAUUGCAGAAGCAGCACUUGCUGGUAACUGUCCAGAUGGUCCUUCUUACUUUAUCUCAAAAACAUGGUUGACUCAUUGGCUGAGGAGGAAAAAUGCUGAUAUCCCAUCUGAUGCUGAUAAUGGACCAACAAGUGCUCUAAGAUGUUGCCAUGGGGAUCUUCUGCCUGAGCACGCUCCAGGGGCAAAGCGGGUAUCUGUACCAGAGAGCCUCUGGUUAUUUCUCUAUCAAACCAUCAACGAGAAGAAGGCUGAUGAUAUUGUGACUUUUCCAUCAGAUUCUCAACCAUGUGAAAUCUGCAAUCAGGAAUUAUCUGAUGUUGCUUCUGUGGAGGGUAAUCUUAGAGCAGUGAAACUCAAGCAACGACAGAACCAUGAAAAGUUAAUAUCUGGGAAAAGCUUCGCACUUCAUCCCGGUCAAAAAUAUUAUUUGGUACCUUCAUCUUGGUUGUCAGAAUGGAGAGCCUAUAUUACAGCGACCGGGAAAAAUAUUUCUUCGUUACCAGAACCUCAAAGUCUGGAAGCUAUUGUCGAUUCACUUAUAUGUGAAAAGCAUUCAAAAUUGCUGCAAAGGCCUUUGGAUCUUGUUUGUAAGCGUGGAAACAUUACUCAGAAAACAUCAAAUACUGAUGGUUUGACAAUAAUACCAGAGUACGAUUGGAAGUUAUUCUCUGGGGAGUGGAGUGCCACACCUGAAAAAGGUUUAUCUGCUGAAAUUGCUUUUAGCAAGAGCUCUCAAGACAAAUUGCCUGGGGCAUCUGAAGCAACACCAACUAUGGAUGGUGAUCUAGACCAAUCACUUGAUGGCGCUAAUGAUGAUGUGGGGGGCAGAGAGCCCUAUGUGAGAACUGAUCCUGAGGUUUGUGAAGAAUGUAUUGGAGAAAGAGAGAGCUGUGCAUUGGUGGAGAAGCUCAAUUACCAGAAUGAAGACAUCCAUGUCUAUUUAGUGCGUGGAAAAGAAGCACCAAAGUCUGUUAAAGAAGCAUCUAAAUCUUUCACUGUGUCAGAUCGUCGGACCUCGAAGCGUUCCCGAAGAACAAACUCUGGAAAUUCAAUCAGUUUGAAAGUCUCUGGUUCUACAUCUGUCUAUCAGUUGAAACUCAUGAUAUGGGAAUCUUUAGGGAUCGUGAAGGAGAACCAGAAGCUUCACAAAGGCUCUGUUGAGAUUGAAGAUGACUUGGCAACUCUUGCUGACAAGAGUAUUUUUCCCGGUGAUGUUCUUUGGGUCAGAGAUUCUGAAAUCUAUGAGAACCGUGACAUAGCAGAUGAGAUUUCAGAGCAGAAGGCUGAUAUGCUACAGACAGAGGAAGGCUUUCGAGGAACUCUGUUGACAUCAAGUGUUUCAGCUCAGCUUUGUCAGGAUGUAGCAUUUAGUGAAUGAAUUCCUGCAUCAGAUGUAUAGCUGCAUAUAUGCUGACUGAAAUGGUUAAGCUUGCUGGGAGAAAUUGUAAUUGCUUUGCAGAGUGUCGUAUGGAAUUGUGGCGGUCCUGGCAGCCGUCCUGGCGGGAAUUUUUGUCAACCCCUUUAUCGCAAGCUGUGUUUUUCAGUGAGGAAAACAGAAGAGGCUCCUCCUGAAGCUGUCCGUCUACCCCUGAUGUAAUUACAUGACAAGUAGGAAGUUGUCUAUUUGAUGCAUGCGUAGUUUCUUUUUUACUCUCUUUUGGCUGUGAGGGCUAUGGGUGAUUCGCCUCUUACAUGGUGGCCAAUGCAAGAGGUUUGUUGAAAGGCUGGAGCCUUGAACUGAUGCUGAGGUAGUAGUGGUCGGUUUGCUAGAUGAGAAUGAGAUCGUAGUGCCUGCUGGCUUAUGAUCCCUUGUGCGUUCUGUCAUGUGUUGCAUUUGCACCCUGUUUUUCCUUUGGGCUGGUCCCUGGGCAGUCUGGGCUAUCAGUUGAUAUAGAUGUAAUCGCGGAAGGAAUUCUAGGCCCCUCAA